ACACAUAUUUAGCUCUUCUAAUUAAUCCUACUCGUUCCAUAUUUUGUUUUGCUUGCCAACACAACGUCAAAGCCGUUCAAAUUCGACGCGGGAUGGACAACAAUGCUGCUAUGCUCUUUCGCCCGCCUAAUGAAAUGUUACAAAAAAUGAGUCAAGAAUUGUUCAAAAUUGGAGAAAUUGAUGCUUCUUAUGAAAAUUAUUACAAACAAUUGCUUUACAAAAAUAGGGAUGUUAUUGCGACAAAACAGCGUGAAUUGGAGAAGGCUAACAGAGAGAUUCAGCAAAUGGCUGCUUUACUUGAGGACCAUAAAAAGGAAAUUCGUCAAUUAAAGAAUAACGCAACUAUUUGUAUUAUGUCCGAUAGCUCUAUUAUGAUGCCGCCUCCAAUUAAACGCCAGAAAUACCCAACAUUGAAUGGACCUUCUCCUUUUAGUACGCCUCUUUCUUUUUGUGAUUGCAAGACUAGCACUCCGAUUAUGAGUGACUACCUUCCGUCUAAUACAAAUAUGCUGCCUUCUUUUUGUUCAACGCUUGCUCGUUCAAAUUCGAACAAUAACAACAGCAACAAUAUUCUCCAAUUAUUAACUCCUCGUAGAGCGUUAGAGGAAAGUAUGUUGGCUGGUAGAGUGCAGUUGCCAGGAACUCCUCUUAUGAUUUGGAACAAUAAAUAA
Molecule: messenger RNA, 671 nt
Organism: Meloidogyne enterolobii
Lineage: Eukaryota; Metazoa; Nematoda; Chromadorea; Rhabditida; Meloidogynidae
Source: the annotation of a GenBank genome assembly